Messenger RNA from Alternaria atra, 996 nucleotides. RefSeq lists its product as uncharacterized. The record is from RefSeq and is a predicted model, not a curated record. Bases 1 to 996 code for a protein of 331 amino acids. Gene Ontology annotation, molecular function: hydrolase activity. The transcript has a single exon. NCBI's taxonomy places the organism in Eukaryota, Fungi, Ascomycota, Dothideomycetes, Pleosporales, Pleosporaceae.
AUGGACGCCUUCACCAAAAAGACCCUCAAAACCUCUCGAGGCAUCACGUACACGUACUACACCUCCCCAGGCUCCCCUUCCCUCCCAACCCUCUUCUUCCAACACGGCUACCCCGACCAUGCCGCCAUGUGGGCCAACGUUGCCGGCCCUCUGCGCUCUCUAAACCAUCCCAUCAUCAUCCCCGACAUGCUGGGCUAUGACGGAACGGACAAGCCCACAGACCCAUCCGCCUACGUCUGGACCAAGAUGACAGGCGACAUGAUGGAAAUCCUCGACGCAGAAAAAGCAUCAAAAUGCAUCUCCAUAGGCCAUGACUGGGGUUCCACAGCCGCCUCCCGCCUGUACAACUACCAUCCCGAGCGUGUAGUUGGGUUGGCAAACCUGAACGUCCCGUACUCACCCCCAAGUCGCAAACCCUUCGAUCUCGACAGCGUAAAUGCUACCAUGGAGAAGGUGUUCGGUUACCGGGCAUUCUCGUACUGGUAUCUUUUCACAGCGUCCGACGGCGCAGAACUCCUGUCUCGAGAUCUCGAGACUACAUUCAACAUGAUGCAUGACAAAGACGGCUUGUUGGAGUUCUUCUGCACGCCCAAUGCCAUGCGGGAUGUCCUUUCUGGGAAAACAAAACCUACUUUCAACCUCCGACCUUAUGCGCAAGAUGAGACGUUCAAGAAGGACUUCAUUGAGCGGAUGAAGCGCGAUGGGUUUGAAGCGCCAGUGUGCUGGUACAAGGCCAUGACAGGCAAUCUGCAGCAUGAGGUCGAUGCCAAGUUACCCGAGGGGAGGGAUGUAGUCAACGUCCCGGCGCUGUAUAUUGGAUGUAAACAAGAUGUGGUGUGUAGACCCGAAACCAUGUAUGAGAGUAUACAAAAGGGGUUGUUGCCGCAGUUGGAACAGACGGAAAUGAUUGAUGCGGCCCAUUGGGCGACGUAUGAGAAGCCGGCGGAGGUGGUGUCGAGGUUGGAGGAGUGGUUGAAGCGAAAGUUUGCGCAGUGA